Molecule: messenger RNA, 969 nt
Organism: Hippocampus zosterae (dwarf seahorse)
Lineage: Eukaryota; Metazoa; Chordata; Actinopteri; Syngnathiformes; Syngnathidae
Gene: vtcn1
Product: V-set domain containing T cell activation inhibitor 1
Exons: 6
Coding region: 99-917 (272 amino acids)
Source: RefSeq, a predicted model, not a curated record
CGCAUCUGUGUGUGUGUGUGUGUGUGUGUAAGUGACUGAAUGAGAAAUUUGACUUGAUCAAGAGGCUUUCAUCCAAAGAGGUUUCGGAAUGAGAAACUAUGGCUUCGCUGGGACAGAUCAUCUUCUACAUCAUGAUCACGCUGAUUGCUGUCUUCUCAGCUCUCAUCAUUCUCAUCUUGUCUUUGACACUCUCAGAAGGCAGCUUGUCUCUGGUUCAGAGCCUCAAUAGACUUCCUGUGGCCAACCUCGGCAAAGACCACAUGCUCAGCUGCUUCCUGCCUCCAGACAGCGAACAAAGUACAUUCCAAGAGGUGUCAGUCACGUGGAGGAAGGAAUCACUGGAAGGAGUCGUUUACCGCUAUGAGGAUGGUGCCGAGAGCAACAGUGAGCAGAACUCAGAAUACAGCGGCAGGGUAGAGAUCUUCAGGGAUGUUGUGCCGAAAGGAAACGCCUCACUUCUUUUGAGGAAGGUGCGACGAAGUGACGCGGGCAAGUACACGUGCUCGCUCAGCCACUCCGGAGGCAGCGGGAAAGUCAACAUCAUCCUCAGGACGGCAGCUUUCACAGCACCCACGUUUACGUUGUCAAGCGGUGUCCUGACAGCUGAGGCAAGCAGAUGGUUUCCCAGGCCCAACGUAACAUGGCUGGAUGCCGACGACAACGUUCUGCAGGGGAGCACAGAUUUACAGCAGAGCUCUGCGGGCAUGUUUCGAGUGGUCAGCACACUGCAGUCGCUCAACAUCAGUGACAUAUACACGUGCAGCAUUAAGACUGAGCUUGUGGUCUCACACUCUGAUGCCACAGUGACAACAGACUCUGAUGUUACCACAGAAACAUAUUUUACCUUCAAUGCAGCAUCACCCUUGAUUGCGCCGUAUCUCAGAAUAAUGUGUGUCUUUUACGUUUAUCUAUUGUAAUGCAACACAAGUCCUUCAAAAUAAAAUAUAAAUUAUGUUCUAAUGUAUCACA